AUGCAGAGAAGACUAUUUUCCACCACCGCCCGUUCGCUCUCUCAUAUUGGAUCUUCACCUGUUUUCAUAACUCCUGAGGUGAAGCUCAGUUCCACUCCAAUGUUGGUUCCAACGGUGAUCCCAAAGGGUGCUCAAAGGAUUGUUUUGAACUCCUUGCUUUCAAUUUCUGGACCACGUGGCGAGAUUAACAUGAAGAUUCCUGAAUUUUUGUCUGUGAACAGCUCAAAUCCAACUUCCCUGAAGAUUGAGGUGAAGGAUUCCAAAAAUAAAAUUCAGAAAUCCCUGUGGGGAACCUAUCGUUCUCUUAUAAACAAUGCGGUCAUUGGUGUCACAGACGGACACUCUUCGACUUUGAGAUUCAAAGGUACCGGUUAUAGGGUCAUGAUUGAGAAAAAUGAAAAAACCGGAAAGGAGUGGGUCAAAAUGAAGGUUGGUAGAUGUAACAUGGAAGGUUUAGAGAUCCCAGACGAGAUCACAUGUGAGACUCCAUCUCAAACGUUGUUAGUUUUGAAAGGUCCAGAUAAACAAAAACUAAACUUGUUUGCUGGCAGGUUGAGAAACAUGAGACCACCUGAACCAUACAAGGGUAAGGGUAUCUACUUCAAUGACGAAACAAUAAAGUUGAAGGCAAAGAAGGUCAAAUGA
This is a messenger RNA of Pichia kudriavzevii, 645 nucleotides long. RefSeq lists its product as uncharacterized. The transcript has a single exon. NCBI's taxonomy places the organism in Eukaryota, Fungi, Ascomycota, Pichiomycetes, Pichiales, Pichiaceae. Gene Ontology annotation, cellular component: mitochondrial large ribosomal subunit; ribosome. The record is from RefSeq and is a predicted model, not a curated record. Gene Ontology annotation, biological process: translation. The coding region runs from base 1 to 645 and encodes 214 amino acids. Gene Ontology annotation, molecular function: rRNA binding; structural constituent of ribosome.